Messenger RNA from Physeter macrocephalus (sperm whale), 564 nucleotides. RefSeq names its product small integral membrane protein 33 (gene SMIM33). The record is from RefSeq and is a predicted model, not a curated record. The transcript has a single exon. NCBI's taxonomy places the organism in Eukaryota, Metazoa, Chordata, Mammalia, Artiodactyla, Physeteridae. The annotation marks the transcript as partial.
UCUGUGAUUCUCUGUCUCUCUCUUCUCUCUCUGUCUUUACUGUCUCUCUGUCUUUCUUUGUCUCUCUCUCUCUCUCUCUCUCUCUCUCACUUCCCUGUCUAUCUCUCUCUAUUUUGGUCUUUUUCUGUGUGUUCGUGCCCAUGUCACCCUCUCCAUCUGCUGCUUCCCUCCCAGGCUGGCCACCAUCCCUGGCUUUCUGCAGCUGUGAACGGCUCAGCGGGGCAGGUGCCCCAGAGGCAGCUUCCGGAGGUGCUGGGCGGGGCCUGGGAACCACCUCAAGGGGUUGCGCUGCCCCUGCUGACUGUCAUUGUCACUGCCUUUGUCUUGCUGGCCGUCUGUAUCGUGGUGGCAGUCCACUUUGGGCCAAGGCUACACAAGGGCCAUGCCACUCUCGCCACAGAGCCACCAUCCCCAAAGCCAGAGGGCGGCAUCUCUCUCACCCACUGGCGAGUGCUGGGCCGUCAGGACAGUCACGAAGAUGCCCAGCAGGAACCUCCUGGCUCUGACUCCUGCCCUGUGCCAGAUGAGCCCAGGGUCAGCAUUGAUGAAGUCACAUUUCUGUAG